Messenger RNA from Hemisphaericaspora subhashii, 771 nucleotides. RefSeq names its product RNA-binding signal recognition particle subunit (gene SEC65). Gene Ontology annotation, biological process: SRP-dependent cotranslational protein targeting to membrane, signal sequence recognition; SRP-dependent cotranslational protein targeting to membrane. The transcript has a single exon. NCBI's taxonomy places the organism in Eukaryota, Fungi, Ascomycota, Pichiomycetes, Serinales, Debaryomycetaceae. Gene Ontology annotation, cellular component: signal recognition particle, endoplasmic reticulum targeting. The record is from RefSeq and is a predicted model, not a curated record. Gene Ontology annotation, molecular function: 7S RNA binding. Bases 1 to 771 code for a protein of 256 amino acids.
AUGGACAUUGCUCAGUUCGAUCCAAGUUUAAGAACACCAAUUGCUCCACCCAUUCCAGAACCGACAAUUAUUCGUUCUCAAGAUUCUGAACCACCAUUAUUUCCAAAUAUGCCAAUGGCACCAAUACCACAACAACAACAACAAGAAGAUGCCCCAGUAUCACAUAAAGAUAUUGUCGAUCCAAAAUCUUUCACUGAAGAAGAAAGAGAACAACUACUGAAAUUUCAAAUGAUAUAUCCAUGUUAUUUCGAUAUUAAUAGAUCUCAUAAAGAAGGUAGAAGAGUAAGUAUUGAUCGUGCAGUGGAAAAUCCAUUGGCAAAGACUAUAAGUGAUGCUUGUAGAUCAUUUAAUUUACCAGUGUUUUUGGAAUUAGAUAAACUGCAUCCACAAGAUUUUGGUAAUCCAGGUAGAGUUAAAGUUUUAUUAAAAGAUGUAUUACAUGGUGGUAAAAUUGUUGAUUCAAGAUUUAAAACAAAAAGAGCUUUGUUUAAUGCUAUUGCUGAUUAUUUAAGUGAACAUCCUACUAGUUUGGAUAGUAUUGGUAAAAAGAGUGGAAUUGCUCUUCCUCAAGAAUUUCAACAAAAUUUUACUCCUGAAGAAAUACCUAAAGUUAAAGGAUUUAAAAUGAAUACUAUAGUUCCAGUACAUUCUAAUUUUACUUUGAAACAUCCAAUGACUAAAGGAAUAUAUGAUCCUGAACCAGAAAUUCCUGAACAAAAACCAAUUGCUCCAAAACAAAUGAAAAAGAAAGUCAUGAAAAUAAGAGGUUGA